Molecule: messenger RNA, 519 nt
Organism: Cucurbita moschata (crookneck pumpkin)
Lineage: Eukaryota; Viridiplantae; Streptophyta; Magnoliopsida; Cucurbitales; Cucurbitaceae
Exons: 1
Coding region: 1-519 (172 amino acids)
Source: RefSeq, a predicted model, not a curated record
AUGAAACGUUCACCGAAUGCCACCGAACUUCACGAAUGCGGCGUUAUUUUCAGGACGGGGGAUGACAUAGAAUUUAAUGACCAAAGUAGGUGUCUACAACUGCCUCUAAUCAACAAUUUUGAAAAGCGUUUGAGGAACCUUAUAGCUUAUGAGCAAUGCCAUAUUGGCAGUGAGUUAAGGAACGAGGUGAGCAACUUUGGUGUGUUUAUGCCGUUCUUGGUCCAGUCAGACCAAGACGUGAAAUUGCUGAUUGAGAGAGUAAUCAUACGGAACGGCUUGGGUAGUAUCAAAGAGGUUACCCAAUUAUUCAACAACCUCUGUAAGCACAUCUGCGUUGGAGUCAACUACUACAAUUAUGAUUGCAAAAGAAUGAAAGAUUAUUGCAAGGGCUGCCGCCAUCGUUGGAUGACGUCGUUACAACGCAACUAUUUCAGUACGCCAUGGCUCAUCGUCCUUCUUGCCCUCACUCUUAUACAUACCAUUACCGCUGUAGUCACUGGAUUCGAAGAACGUUCUUAA